AUGCCGAAGCCUUUCAAAUUUGUUAAUGUAACAACUGAUAUUCGGUUCAAUCUUCGAACUCAUGUAUAUACUUCGAAAUUCCCGGAAGCGGACGUAGACCCUCGCCUUCGACAGCAGGAAGAGCGAAUCAGCUUAACUGACAUGAAAAUUCACUUUAUGAACCGGACUAUAGAAACACUGGUGUCCCUUCGGUAUGAGAUGGAAGAUGGAGUAAUGAUCAGUGAAGUGACUGCGGUUUGCUUAGAAACACCAUAUGUUAUAAACCUUCAGACGUUUGAUGGAGAGGAAGAGACAUACAGAAUCAGAGAAUUGAGCUGGUCGAUGAAGAACUCGAACCAUUUGGCCUACCGGCAUAUAGAGGUACUGAAUGAAGCUGGUUCCCUGAUCACUGUGUUUAGUCUGACAAUACUCUAUUCAUCAAUGGACUCUACAGCAGCAGUCAAUAUCACACCAGCUACUUCAGGUGCUGUUGAAUCUUCCGUCAUUGACCAGACGACAACAUUUACCAACCCAAUGACAUUCCCUUUUGAACGGGAGACAGCUCCUCCCGACUCAACGACGAUCCUUACUGACCCAAUACCGACACUUAUUCACGAAACGACAACCCUCAUAGACUCAACGACAACCCCUGCUGACCAAAUACCAACCCUAACUCACCAAACAACAACACUAAAUGACCCAUCGACAAUCUUUGCUAAUCCAACAUCUCUUAUCAAUCCAACUAUAACAUUUACCGACUCAGCAUCCCCCAGUCAUUCAUCAGAAACCCAUAACGACCACGGCGUAACCUCAGCUGACCACUCGUCUAUUUCCAUUCACCAAACAUUCACUCUCAGCGUACAACCAACUACACAAAACACAACUGACAGCAGUGCACCGUCUGGAACUACGGAAACGAGAUGCCAGAAAGAGUGCUCCUGUAGACAAAGCAACUGGGGAAAUACAACUCUUGAUGAUUUGGAACCGGAAGUUCGCGCCGAAGUUCUCCGAAUAAUAUCAGAACUGAAGUCCACUCUUACUGUUGAAAAGAUCUCACUGUCAAUGUACAGAGCAAAGAAGAUUAGUGCUACUGACACAAGAACAACGUCAUCCAGCAUCGGUGCAGUUGGAAUCGUCAUAAUCGUGGGCCUCUUUGACUCUACAGUAUCCACUUUUGACUCCACAACAUCCAAGUUUGACUCCACAUCAUCGACGUUUGACUCCACAUCAUCGACGUUUGACUCCACAUCAUCAACGUCUGACUCCACCUCAUCCACGUCUGACUCCAAAUCAUCGCCGUUUGACUCCACUGUAUCCACUUUUGACUCCACAUCAUCCAAGUUUGACUCCACAACAUCCACGUUUGACUACACAUCGUCUACGUUUGACUCCAAAUCAUCUACGUUUGACUCUACAGUAUCCACUUUUGACUCCACAACAUCCAAGUUUGACUCCACAUCAUCGACGUCUGACUCCACAUCAUCGACGUUUGACUCCACAUCAUCGACGUUUGACUCCACAUCAUCAACGUCUGACUCCACCUCAUCCACGUCUGACUCCAAAUCAUCGCCGUUUGACUCCACUGUAUCCACUUUUGACUCCACAACAUCCACGUUUGACUACACAUCGUCUACGUUUGACUCCAAAUCAUCUACGUUUGACUCUACAGUAUCCACUUUUGACUCCACAACAUCCAAGUUUGACUCCACAUCAUCCACGUUUGACUCCACAUAUCCACUUUUGACUACACAUCGUCUACGUUUGACUCCACAUCAUCGACGUUUGACUCCACAGUAUCAACUUUUGACUCCACAGCAUCCAAGUUUGACUCCACAACAUCCACGUUUGACUACACAUCGUCUACGUUUGACUCCAAAUCAUCUACGUUUGACUCCACAUCAUCAACGUCUGACUCCACCUCAUCCACGUCAUACUCCAAAUCAUCGCCGUUUGACUCCACUGUAUCCACUUUUGACUCCACAUCAUCCACGUUUGACUCCACAUAUCCACGUUUGA
Molecule: messenger RNA, 1995 nt
Organism: Ylistrum balloti
Lineage: Eukaryota; Metazoa; Mollusca; Bivalvia; Pectinida; Pectinidae
Exons: 7
Coding region: 1-1995 (664 amino acids)
Source: RefSeq, a predicted model, not a curated record